Pedinophyceae sp. YPF-701 is the source of this 2121-nucleotide messenger RNA. Lineage: Eukaryota; Viridiplantae; Chlorophyta; Pedinophyceae. The record is from the annotation of a GenBank genome assembly.
AUGGACGUCCUCGCCAUGUUCGGGUUUGCGGGGCACGGGCGGGCGGGGCGGGCGAGCAGCUUCAUCCCGCUCGCGCGGGGGGACCCCACCCUGCGGUACCGCUCCGCCCGCGCAGGCGCGUGGCCGCUCGCGCGCAAGGCCCUCGUCGCGGUCCAGCUCCUCGUCGUCUGCUGCGUCCUCUUCCUCCUCGUCAAGUCCAGCCCGCGCGCCCCGCGCGCCGACGCCACGGGCUCGAGCUCCGACCCCCGCCUGUCCAACCGGCACGUGCGCGCUGCGGCCUCGAAGCGCGCCGCGAGCGCCGACGCGCUCCAUGCCCUCUCCCAGUCGAUCAAGAGCAUGAAUCCCCACGCGGUAGCGGCGGAGUUCGUCCCGGAGAGGAACGACGGCGGGCACCUGACUGGGCGCGAGUCGGCCAGGAUUGAUGCCCAGGCGCGUCGCGACCGCGCGGAGGCGAAGCAGCGGAAGGAGGCGAGGAAAGCGAAGGUCAAUGGUUCGAAGCGGUACGAGGUGAGGACGGAGGGGUCGGGGGAGUUCGCGCUGGACGGGGAGGUGUAUUUGGGCCCCGAGCGCGUCACGGUGACCUUCGACGAGUACGGCGAGUACGAGCUGAACCGGAAAGACAUCAUCAAGUACGCGCUCGAGCUCUGCAACAAGUACCGCGACGUCCGCGACUUCUUCGGCUGGAAGCACCUGCUGACGGGCUCGCGGCUGCACCGCAUCAUCGCGUCGUACGAGUGGGGCAUGUUCUUGGAGUCCACUCCCCCCAAGCCCCCCGGCCUGUUCAAGGGCCGCGGCAUCGUCAUGCCCGGCGGCGGCAAGAAGUACAUGCUCACGGCGCUGAUCGCGGUGCGGUACCUGCGCGACGCCGGGUGCAAGCUCCCCAUCGAGCUGUGGGUCACCAAGGCCGAGAUGCCGAAGAGCAACAUGCUGCGGCACCUGUCGGAGCAGGGCGUGUGGGUGCGCACGAUGGAGGACCUCGACUACAUCCGGCGGCGCAACUCGCUGCCCGUCGUGGGGUUCGCGCUCAAGGCCUUCUCGAUCAUGUUUUCUGCAUUCGAGGAAGUCAUAUUCCUGGACUCGGACGUAAUGGCGCUGAAGGACGUCGGCGCGCUGCUCGACAGCCGCGAGUACAACAGCACCGGCAUGAUCCUCUGGCCGGACUACUGGUACUAUCACGUGGACUCCAUGGCCAUGCGCCAGCUGGCGGCGGUGUUCGGGCUCUCUGCGCACGACCUGCUCGGGUGGCGCGACAUCUCGUACGCCAGGGAGCUCGAGGAUCCCGCGAACAACCGGACGUGUUGGAACGGGACGCCGCAGCCGCGCGCGGACCCGCGGACGUUCCAGAUGGAGUUCACCACCGCGCCCACGUGGGGGUGCCCGGACGACGACGGCGUCGAGCCGGACUCGCCCGCGCCGCCGGACGUCAACACCGACCGCUUCCUCGACUACUAUCCAGACUUCCGCAUAUCGCCCGACCCGAAGCAGCCGGCGUUCAGCGCGGAGGACUCGUGGCACGUGGUGUCGACGCGCCCCGCGCUCCCCACGCACGACUCCUCCGUCAUGAUCCUCGAUAAGGCCCGCCACUGGGACGCCCUCUCCCUCUACAUGUACCAGAACUUCCGGUUCUCGUUCUUCCACCGCAUGACGGUGCCCAACGAGCGCGGCAUCGGCGACAAGGAAACGCUGGCCAUGGCCAUGCGCGCGCUCCGGAAGCCCUACCACCUCGUCGGGAUGGCCGCGGGCGGCGUCGGCAAUGCAUGGGGGUCGCACACGAUGAUCCAGUUCGAACCAGGGACCGGGGACCCCAUGUUCCUGCACCGGAACUGCUACAAGUGGUCCCCGGACUCCCCGGGCGUGCUCGGGCUGCUCUCGGAGUCGAACCGGGCCUGGAAAUUCAUGUCAUACUUCGACCCAAGGCGGCCGGUGCAAGUCGCGGCGCCCGCGGACGCGGGCGGGCAGGCCACGGGGUGGAGCUGCGCGGUGCUGAGCGUGCCGGAGGAAACGGGUCUGAGUCGCGACAUCCGCGACAUCCUCCCUUUCGACGCUGAAGCGCGCGGCGCGGACUACGCGCGCGAGGUCAUGGACUCGGUGGAGUUCACCGAGUACCAGCACUCGUUCUGA